UCCAGGCCCAACGCCGGUCGUGUGGCCCUAGCUCUUCUGUCAGUCUGAGUCGGCGCGUGCGCCCCACUUCUUGCCUAGCCCAAAGCCGGUCGAGGGGCGACGCCUCGAGAUUAAACCGAGGAAGUGCGGGAGGCGGGCCCGCGCCGGCGCAGUAUUCUUGGCGAAGCCGGGGUUUUUGGCUGCAGGGGCAGGUACCAUGGCGGAGCAGCAGGUGAUCGGUGAUGGACCUUCGGCCUCAGACAGUAACUCAGAGAAAACGUCCAAGGCCGCGGCAGAGUCCCCGGAGUCCCGGGACUACGAUAGCAACUGCUUGUUCUGUCGGAUUGCUAGGCAGCAGGAGACCAGCACCGAACUCCUGCCCUGUGAGAAUGAAGACCUUGUGUGCUUCAAAGAUAUAAAACCAGCAGCACCUCAUCAUUAUCUUGUAGUGCCAAAGAAGCAUAUUAGAAAUUGCAAUGAUCUAAAGAGAGAGCAAAUAGAAUUGGUGGAGGACAUGGUAACUGUUGGAAAAAGCAUUCUGAAAAAGAAUGAUUUCACUGACUUUUCAAAUAUGAGGAUGGGUUUCCAUGUACCACCAUUUUGUUCCAUUUCACACUUGCACCUUCAUGUUCUGGCACCAGUCAGUCAGUUUGGCUUCUUAUCCAAGUUGGUUUAUAGAAUAAAUUCUUAUUGGUUUAUCACGACUGAUUAUUUGAUUGAAAAACUAAGAACAUGAAAAUACCAACAGUGGAAGACUUUCCUAAUCUUGGCUCAGUAUAAACUAAUAUUUUGAUCCCUUUGAAUUCUAAUUGCAAUUUUAAGAUUUGUUGGGUUUUAUCAGAGGCUGUUGCUGAGUAACCUUGAAAUCUUUUCUGAAUGUCUAUUUCCUUAGGUCUGUGAUAUAGUUAUAUGAAUACUUUGUCAUUGACUUUUUUUGUUUUAAUGGUUGUCUAAGGAUUUUAUGCAUAAGAUAUUAUAGAUAAAAUUAACUUAAAAUCAAAUUGCUAAGAAGGGCUCUGUGUUUUUAAAAAAGAGUAGUCUUAAUAGCAAUUUAUUUAUGAAGAUUAAACUAAUAUAAAAAGUACUUUAGUGGAACCUUCGUUACGCUGAGGGAGAAAAAUAAAUUAGAUAUUUCUUAAUCAUUCUACAUACAUUUUCAAAAUAAAGAAUACCACACUACACAGUAAUCUCUGAUCUUGCUGAUGGAAACAAUUAUAUAUGUGUCACUUUUUACUCAAAUUUUAGGUAAUAUGUUCCCAGACCCUCAUUGGGUGCCUGAAACCCAAGAUAGUACCAAACCAUAUAUAUAUUAUUUUCCUAUACAUACGUACCUGUGAUAAAAUGUAAUUUGUUAGGCAAAGUAAGAGAUUAACAAUAAACAAUAAUAAAAUAGAAUAAUUAUAACAAUAUAUUGUAAUAUAUUGCAAGCAUCACUAUUGUCCUUUGGGGCCAUUAUUAAAUAAAAUGAAAGAUUGCUUGAAUACAAGCACUGUGAUACUAUGAGAGUCUGAUAACUGAGAUGGUUACUGUGUGACUAACAGGAGGGCAGUGUAUACUUUUGCAUCCCAGGUUGGAUAGAACAGGAUGGUAUGAGAUUUUAUCAUGCUACUCAAAAUGGGUACAAUUUAAAAUGUAUGAGUUAAUUUCUCUAAUUUUUAUUUAAUAUUUUCAUAUUACUGUUGAUAAGGGGUAGCUGAACUGUGGAAAGUUUAACUGCAAGAAAGUGAAAUCUCAGAUGGGGGGCUAAAAUAAUGUAAUUUUCUAACAGGGAUUUACAAUAACAAGCAAUUGGUUAUCUAACAAUUCACUGUAAUGGAAUACCUGUAAGAACGUAAAAGAGGAAGAAGCAUAAAAUACUGUAUUAAAACUGGCAGAAACUGUU
Molecule: messenger RNA, 1861 nt
Organism: Sciurus carolinensis (gray squirrel)
Lineage: Eukaryota; Metazoa; Chordata; Mammalia; Rodentia; Sciuridae
Gene: Hint3
Product: histidine triad nucleotide binding protein 3
Exons: 5
Coding region: 197-715 (172 amino acids)
Molecular function (GO): catalytic activity
Source: RefSeq, a predicted model, not a curated record